Messenger RNA from Metarhizium acridum CQMa 102, 849 nucleotides. The record is from RefSeq and is a predicted model, not a curated record. Lineage: Eukaryota; Fungi; Ascomycota; Sordariomycetes; Hypocreales; Clavicipitaceae.
AUGAGAUCGUUGACACAGAUCGCGGCGCCGCUCGCGGCCUUCGCACUCCCCUUUGCGUACGGCAUCCGCAUUUUACAGAGCAAUGACGAUGGCUGGGCCGAGGGGAAUAUUCGCGUCCUCAAUGACGCUUUGAAUGCCAUGGGACAUCAAGUUGUCUUGUCAGGUCCUGCUGAGAACCAGUCAGGCAGAGCCAACUCUGGCCCCGUUGGGUCCAACGCAACUCGCCCCGAUCUCAACUGGGUAAACUCGUUUCCGGCUACUUCUGCCCGCUACGGCAUCGACACCAUCGGCCCAAAACUCUGGAACGGCGCGAAACCGGAGCUCGUCGUCACCGGGCCCAACGUGGGCGCAAACAUCGGGCUGGUUGACUGGGUAUCUGGCACCGUCGGCGCAGCUUGUUAUGCCGCGCACGAAGCUGGCAUUCCUGCCAUUGCAUUUUCCGGCGCAAACACAGCCACUCACCCUUGGAACACACCCGCUUCGCUGGAGAGCGCCGUUUUCGCCGAGAUUUCCGCAAAUAUCACCCAGAGAAUUAUCGAGACAGGAAAGCCGUACUUGCCCAACGACGUCUUUCUUAAUGUGAACAUGCCCAAGAUUGAUGCGGGUGGGAGCUGCUCCAAGGCAUCAGACGUCAAGUACGUCCUUACUCGCAUCACAUCGGGCAUUUUCUCGGCCCCCGACGUCCAUUGGUGUGGUGGCUCGCGUCUGCCUUCCGAGUUACAAGUGCAUGAGAGCACGCCUUGUUCCGUGUCGAUUAGUGUUGGGGAUGCGAGCGAUAAGACGACGGCUGAUGCGGACGCGCAAAAGAAAGUGUUGGACAAGCUGAAGCCCUUGUUGAGCUGCAUGUGA